This is a messenger RNA of Amyelois transitella, 1765 nucleotides long. RefSeq names its product SET domain-containing protein SmydA-8. The transcript is spliced from 10 exons. The coding region runs from base 104 to 1744 and encodes 546 amino acids. Gene Ontology annotation, molecular function: protein binding. The record is from RefSeq and is a predicted model, not a curated record. Lineage: Eukaryota; Metazoa; Arthropoda; Insecta; Lepidoptera; Pyralidae.
CAUGCGCGUGCGCAGCCCGCUUCUAGUUACAGUCGCGGUGAUAUUGUGAAAGAAAAUAUUCAGAUAAAAAUUAUUAUUUGGUUUAUAAUUAAGUGUUUUUAGAAUGAUAGACAAAGGAGCAUGUCGUAUUUGUCUUACGCAGACAGAACACAAGUGUUCUGGAUGUCAAGAGGUCCACUACUGCACACGAGAACACCAGAAGCAGGACUGGAAGCGGCACAGGACCCAGUGCGUGCCAGCCAGGGUCAGGGAGGAUGACACAUUGGGGAGAUACCUGGAGGCGACCAGGGAGAUCAAGGCUGGCGACAUCGUGAUGAAGGAGAAGCCUUUGAUCACUGGACCAGCACAGGUGACGCCACCAGUAUGUCUCGGCUGCUACAGACUUCUGGAGGAAGGCAUGACAGUGGACUGCGUCAAGUGCGGCUGGCCGUGCUGUUCAGAAGCCUGCACUUUGAAGGAGGAACACAAACCGGAAUGCUUCUAUACACAGCAGAGAGGAGAUAAGGUGUCAAUAACCACCUUCGGCAUGCCGCAUCCCAACUACCAGUGCAUCACGACCCUGCGCUGUCUCUACCAGAGAGACCACAAUCAGAAACUGUGGGGGAAACUUCAGUCCCUUCAGUCUCACUGCGACGAGAGACGGGGGACUGACAAGUGGAACAACGACAGAAAGAUGAUCGCCGAGUUUAUAUGGAAGUUCUUCAAGCUGGAGGGCAAGUUUACGGAAGAUGAGAUUAUGAAGUGCUGCGGUGUUUUACAGAUAAAUGGCCACGAAGUACCUCUUCUGGAGCCGGAGUACCUGGCCGUGUUCGACCGGCUGUCCAUGGUGGAACACAAUUGCCGAGCUAACUGCAAUAAGAGCUUCACAUCCGAUGGUCAAAUCAUCCUGUGCGCAGGAGUAAACAUUCCCUCGGGAUCUCACAUCACAGUCUGCUACACUGACCCGCUGUGGGGCACCGAAGCUCGCCGUCACCACCUGGCAGACUCCAAGUUCUUCGAGUGCCGCUGCCAGCGCUGCUCUGACACCACUGAAUUUGGCACCAACUACAGCGCUGUUAAAUGCAAAAAGAAAGACUGCAAAGGCUACCUCCUGCCCCAAACGUUCAUAGUUCCAAUCCUGCACAAGACCAUCAACCCUGAUCCGGAGAAGCGCAACCUGGACGAAAAGGAAUGGGUGUGCGGGAGCUGCAAGGACGUGGUGUCGGACGCCAUCAUUCAGCAGCUUCUACAGGACAUUGGGAAGGAGUUGAGCGCUAUGCCUAAGGGAGACGCCGAUGCUUGUGAAAGAUUCAUCGAGCACUGCAGUAGCUAUCUUCACCCACAACAUUACUACAUGACGGACGUGAGCCUGGCGCUGGCGCAGAUGAUCGGCCAGGAGACUGAACUAGGAUUGGCUAAGGUGACGGAUGACAGACUGAUGCUGAAGACCCAGCUUUGCAGGAAGAUCGCAGACUUGCUAGAGACAUUAGCCCCUGCUGAGACCCGAGUGCGGGGCUCCCUUCUGUUUGAGUUACAUGCAGCAAUCGCAGAAACUGGUCGCCGACGCUCCCUCGAAGAGGGACCCGCGGCUUUGCUGGGAUAUGUCAUGGAGUCCCGCAAGAUCCUGCUGGAGUCAGCCAGCUUACUGCGUCAUGAGCCUCCCGAGCUGCCCGAGGGUCGUCUGUCGCAGCAGGCCAGAGUCAACCUGCAGCAGAUGGAGGAACUCAUCAGGAAUCUCUCAAAAGCCCUGCCAUCCCCAUUGUAGAUAACAUUCUUUGAAGACUUU